Molecule: messenger RNA, 693 nt
Organism: Ostertagia ostertagi
Lineage: Eukaryota; Metazoa; Nematoda; Chromadorea; Rhabditida; Trichostrongylidae
Source: the annotation of a GenBank genome assembly
AUGGCACAAGAAGAUGUGAACCUGAACACGGCACGAGCUCCUGUUCAAGGCGCUAAGAAAGGAAGCGAUCCAAGAGUGGCUCGAUUCACGGCUUCCGUGCUGCUAGUCACAUCCAUGGGUUUGAUGCAGUUGAUUGGCCAACGAAUGGCUAUCGGAGGACCCGUACUCAUCGCCCAGCUUAUGUUCAUCAUAAUCUGUGCUUUUAUUCAUGAGUGGAAUCUUCUACAUGGAGAAGGAUUGACGAGACAUCGUCGAGCUUACUUUGAUGUUUCCAACGUCCUUGAAACCUAUCAGACACGUGCACGAACGCAUGGACAUCUUUUCCAGCCUGAUCCACCAACGCCGAUGGUGACAUUCCUGCCAGACGGAACAGCUGUUGGUGGUGUUCAUGAAGCUCCAGCCGAGAAAACCGAGUUCAUGCAAAAACGAGAUGAGCACUAUGCCAAUAUGUUCCAAUUCGCCAUGCAGAUGAAUAAGGAAUUGGAUAUGAUGGAAAAGGAUAAUCUGGCUAAAAAAGACGAAUCCGCUGCCGCACCACCGGCUGCUCCACCGCCUUCGUUGGAAAUCACCAAGAAAUCGCCUGCGGUAGAAGGGACCAAAAAAUCGCCUUCAGCAGCUCAAGAAGGUAGCCAAAAAUCCGGCAAGAAAAAGAAGGGUAGUGAAAGAUCUGGAAAGAAGAAAGAAGGGCAGUGA